This is a messenger RNA of Branchiostoma belcheri (Belcher's lancelet), 2138 nucleotides long. RefSeq names its product steroid receptor RNA activator 1-like. Gene Ontology annotation, cellular component: nucleus. NCBI's taxonomy places the organism in Eukaryota, Metazoa, Chordata, Leptocardii, Amphioxiformes, Branchiostomatidae. The transcript is spliced from 6 exons. The coding region runs from base 81 to 1088 and encodes 335 amino acids. Gene Ontology annotation, biological process: regulation of transcription by RNA polymerase II. The record is from RefSeq and is a predicted model, not a curated record.
AGUAAAUACAACAGCCAAAUGUGGCCAUGUAGAGCGACGUGAUUGGUCAAUAAUUUAGUCACGUGAUCAAAUAGUCCAACAUGGCAGCCACCAGGCCCGGAAACCCAGACCGAGGCUGGAAUGACCCGCCCAUGUUCAUGUACGAUGCCCAAAACAAGGCGCAGGAGUCACCAAGGAGGGCACUUCCGACAAAACGUGUGGCAUUCCCUCAGGGUGCACCUCCACAACCUGCAAAUGCCCCAAUUGCACCCCCUGCAAUACCACCAACAGGAGAAGUCCCAAUAAGGGCACCACCAAAACUAUCAACUUCCCCUCCAGACUCCAUCCUGUUCACCCCUCCAGAUGGUACAGUCCCGAGUGGUUCCCCUACAGGGCCUGUCCUCAUGCCCCCUGUGACUGACACGGCCCUCCCCCCACCCCCCUCCCUCGGACCUACCUUACCUGUUGUCGUCAAUGGACCUCUCUUAUUCAACCCCAACAGCCCUCAAGUCCUAGGUACGUCCUCUGAUUCCGCGAAGACGGCUCCAGACAAAGCUGAGGAGAUGAUCAAGGAACGUGCAAGUCAUGAUGACAAAGAUCUUUGCAGGAGGAGUGUCGAAAGUCUUAGGAACACCUUACAUGCAGUCAGUGAUCUUGGAGUGGAACAAAGAGUGUGUGAUGAGGUGGGCAGGAAGCUGAUGAUGCUGGAGAACAUGUGGACAGCAGGGAAACUGUCCAGGCCAGUCCAGGUGUACACUGAUGUCCUGGCUACAGCCCUGAGUGACCGUGACUGUGACCUGGCCCAUGACAUGCACCUGAAGCUCAUGUUGGACCACGUUUCUGAGGUCAGGCAGUGGAUGGUGGGAGUGAAACGGCUGAUCCAAGAAGCAAGAAACCUCCCUCCAAAUCCAAGCAAGGCAGAAACAGUAGCUCAGGAAACAGAACACAGCCCAGAUGUGAACAAAAAGGAAGAAAAGAAAGACAAUACAGAAGUUGAUGAGACAAAACUGGAGGAGCUCGCAAUCAGUGACCAGACAGAGAAAGGAACAGAGAAAACAGACAAUGAGAUAGAAAGCUUUGAAGCAAACUCUACAAUCAAUGAUUCAUAAUAGAAAAUUGUAUCUUGACAAACAUCCUACAUCAGACAGUGCAAAAGGCUUUCCACUGUUGAAUGAUUCAAAGACUGUUGUGCUCAAAAGCUUUUGUCACAGACCACACCAAUCUGAUUCCUUCAUUCUCAGAUUUGAGAAAUAUAAUGCUUAAACCAUCUACUUUCAUUUUGACCUCUUGUUGGAUUUUUACUAAUAAGUGCCAGAGGACCAAGGGAGUAAAUUGGAGUGGUCUUAAAAACCAAAGGUCAGUUAAAAACUGUCAAUUUCAGGGCAAAUGUAUGUGUAAUGCAUGUAUCAGAUAUUUCCCCAUCCUGUGAUGAUUUAACCCACUGUAAUAGACUGCAAACUGUUUUAAUUUUUGCGUCAAUUGCAUCAUCUUGUGAGUUGUGAAAUUAUCAAAUUAUUUUCAAACAGGCUGUCAUGGGUGGCUAUUGACAUGUAGUUUAUUUCUAAAAAGUUAACAGUAUAUGCUGAUAAUUUGUAAAUGUGCAAAGUUAUUUUUAUACUAGAUAGUGUACAGUGUAUUCAAAGUUACAUGAUUUUUGAGAUCUGAAAUUAUGGCAAAUGCGAAAUGCUCUGUGGUGGUUGGGUUUUUUUGUGUAACAAACUUUAUAUGACCACACUAAAAUUUUAGAUACAAGUAGGAACUCUCUCAAGACUAUUUAUUGAUGAUAUUUCUAAACAAAUAAGUACAUUAAGUAAGCUGUGUUCUUUUAAAGACAAAGUCAGAACUGACAUUUGCAAUUCCUGUGUUUGAUUUGCCAGUAAAGCCAAUCAUGAUAUUCUAGUUGUCUUCUGUGAAACAUAGCAGAAUUUAUCAGAUAGGUUCCAGAGACAAGAUAAUUUUAGCCUCAAGUGAUGUGUUUGAAAAUUUUGCAGAAAUAUUAAUAGGAAAAGGCUGAAUUACAUUUGUACAUCAUUUGUACUCUUCUGAAAGAAGAGUUGCAAUUAAGAAUCAGAGGUAGCAUUUUGUUUGUGCAAUAGUCAAGUCUAACUUAUAAUCUUGCAAUUUAAUAGUGUUACAUUAGUGUGCCAGUACUUCCCACU